AUGCAACAACUCAUCGCCUGUUUCAAGGAUUCGUUUGCGUUUGGAGAACCUGAUGGAGUCGUCUUCAGAAAUUACGACUACCUUCUGCCAGAAGACUGUCUACCACUGUCUCGGAUACGCUAUGGAAUUGCGGACUCCAAAUAUGGAUAUCGAUAUAAGCUAUUAUGGGACGGUAUAACAUCAUUCUUUGAGAACCACGAACUGAUUAGUAGCGACACCGGGGCAGAUCAAUUCUCUGUUGCAUUGAUUGUCAUAUCAAGUGGACCACUGUUUGUUGACAUACGUCGUUAUAUCAUGGCAAUUGAUAAGCGUCCUGAACUCCUACCUGCAAAUAGUGGCCUGCAUCUGCAGUUUUACAUUCCCGUCACUGCAACAGAAAACCAAGCCGCUUUUAUUUGGCCAGCCAUUGGUCAAGCGUAUGACAUUCCAGCAUCUCUUUCUCAAUCGGAGUUGAAGCUGGCGACAAAUUGGCUAAAAGAUUGCAUCGCAGGGUCUGGAAAGCAUCAGAGAUGUGGUAUACAUAAAGACCUUCCCAUUUUACCUACUCGUAUCAUAGACGUUGGAUCCUCGGAUGAGGAAAUCUGUUUACAUAUAUCGCAGGCUGGAGAAAAGGGUCAGUACGUUGCACUCAGCCACUGCUGGGGCGGAGCAGUAACGACUAUGACCACCACAUCUACGAUACAAACUUUCGUGAUGAGUCUUCCAUCCGAACUACCAAAGACGUUCAUCGAUGCUAUCACAGUAACAAGAACUUUGGGUCAGAGAUAUCUCUGGAUAGAUUCCCUUUGUAUUUUGCAAGACUCGGAGGAAGACUGGAUCACCGAAUCUUCCCAAAUGGAUCGUGUAUACUCUCAAGCACUCUUUACUAUCGUUGCGGAUGCCGCCAACAACAGUUCCUCUGGAUUUCUCGAACCGCCAACAAGGAAUAUUCGAAACACCUCGAUUGUUACCUGUAACUUUACUACUUUGACCUCUACGACACCGUUAUCAAUCGCAAUCCACGUACGGGAGAGAGGCGAAUUGGCGUUUCAACUUCCCUACCAUGACUUUCAUUCCGAUUCCGAUAUGAAGCAGAUAAGCUGCGAAUUUCCUAACAAACCAGAAACUGUUAUUCGUAGUAAGCUCUCAACGAGAGCCUGGGCUUUUCAAGAAAGACUCUUAUCGCCCCGCACUCUACACUUCGGUCCUUCGGAAAUGGCCUGGGAGUGUCAGACCAUCUGUAGCUGUGAAUGUUCCGCGACGAACGAGCGAACGAGCCGCACCACAAGCUUGUUGAAGGGAUCUAUCGCGCUCCAACCACUCCCAAUCCUCGGCGAGGAAUCAUCGCAAAAUUUGUCGAGGGCUUGUAGUGACGCUUGGCAAAGGGAUAUCGUAGAAGAAUACACUCGGCUAGACCUCACAAGGGAGACAGAUCGCCUAUCCGCCCUUGCCGGCCUAGCUACACGGGCAUCGAUUUUCCGACCAGGAGAUCAGUACAUGGCGGGAAUGUGGCGAAAAACCAUCGCGGAAGAUCUAGCAUGGUACACGCGUCCCGAAAAGAGCAGUCGGCGACCCGUCACUAAAAAUCAAGCUCCAACCUGGUCCUGGACGUCCCUAACUGGGCAUAUACAAUAUACACGCACAAAUGACACUCUCAGGAAUAACCCUCUAAUGGAAGUUCUCGAUGUACAAUACAUUCCCGACAAGCAAUCACCCUUGGGAGCAGGACCGGCAGCUCCCGCUUCGCUUAGAGUUUUCGGAUACCUGAUUCCCAUGGCUAGUGUAUGGUAUCAACCGUAUCGUUUCGUGCCGAUAGACGAGGAAAGAGAAGAGGGAACCUGGAUGUUGUCGGAAGAGUAUCGCUCCUGUUAUCGGAUCAAGUGGCCUCCGAAUGUCGAGUUGCCGGAAAAUUGUGUUGCGAUGAUGGAUAUUCAUCCAGUGCACGAACCUUAUGAUGAGAAGAUUCGACUGAAUAGAUUAGACGGGAUGGAGCUUGAAAGUGGUGAAUGGGUUAUGCUUCUUAUGGCUUUGGGGAAAGGGGUUGUGUGUGGAUUGGUUUUAAGUCCAUGCUAUGCACAAGAUGAGGUGUCUGGAUAUGAGAGGGUGGGAUUUGUGAAUGGCUUGGACUCGAUUGCGAGGCUUAAGUGGGUUUCUGCUUGGAAUUCGCAGGGGUAUUACGGGUCUGGAGAUAUGUUUGAUGUUAAUUGGAAGGCAGGUGAGACGGCAUUGCAGUCUAUUCUCAAGCAUACGGGUAUUGAAAAGAGUGUAGUGAGAAUAUGGUGA
Botrytis byssoidea is the source of this 2262-nucleotide messenger RNA. RefSeq lists its product as uncharacterized. The coding region runs from base 1 to 2262 and encodes 753 amino acids. The record is from RefSeq and is a predicted model, not a curated record. The transcript has 2 exons. Lineage: Eukaryota; Fungi; Ascomycota; Leotiomycetes; Helotiales; Sclerotiniaceae.